Messenger RNA from Didymodactylos carnosus, 1011 nucleotides. The record is from the annotation of a GenBank genome assembly. Lineage: Eukaryota; Metazoa; Rotifera; Eurotatoria; Philodinida; Philodinidae.
AUGGUCUCAACGUUAACCGACUCUAGUCUACUAGUUGAACAAUGCGAUCAAUUAAAUCGUCUUGUUCUAGCGAUAAAACAAAAUAUCGAUAAUACUGUUAGUUACCAUGCUGAUCAUAAAUCGAAUUGGUUGGAGUUAAAGAAAAAAUUAUCAACCUUAACAAGCACAAAAGGUUUGGUUACAUUAAACGUGGGUGGUACAGAAUUUCAUACCAAUAUUGAGACGUUAACAAAAGAAAAGAAUACAUUUUUUACUGCUUUAUUUUCUCGUGCAUGGCAAUUGGAAAAAGAUGAUCACGGCUGUAUAUAUAUUGAUCGUAAUGGUGACUUAUUCGGUGAAAUACUUGACUAUUUGCGCACCGGACAACUUGUUGUUCCAGAUGAACGUCUUUGUCGACGUUUGCGUCAAGAAGCGCAAUUUUAUCAGAUAAAAAAAUUAUGUAAAUUAUUGAGUGAUAUCGAGCUUAAGAUGGAACAUCUAUUUGAUGGAUCGACAUUGUUAUCAAACAGGCAAAAAGAGAAAUUGAAUGAAUUUUAUGGUGUAAAUGAUCAAUGUUGGAAACUCAUCUAUAAAGCAUCGAGAGACAGUUUUGAUUUGUCCGUAUUUCAUCAUUUAUGCGAUAAUACAGGUCCAACAAUGACCCUUAUUCUGUCAGGCGACGGUUAUCUUUUCGGUGGGUAUACAAGCAAAUCAUGGGCAUCGGCUCUUGGAUCACAUGAAAAUGAUCCAAAAGCAUUUUUAUUUACACUUACAAAUCCCGAAUCCAUAGGAGAAGUAAAAUUUGUUUGUAAAUAUCCCUCAGGUUCAAAUGCGGUAUUUCAUUCGUUUUCUUGUGGUCCAGCAUUUGGUGCCGGUCAUGAUUUAAUUAUUUCAAAUAAUAGUAAUAAGAAUACAGAUAGUUACUGUAAUUUUCCUCAUAGUUAUACUGAUCAUAUUGGGCAUGGUACUGGAACGUUUACAAAUUCAAAACAUUUUCAAACAGCAGAUAUCGAAGUUUUUAAGUUUGUUUAA